GUAAUAGAGGAACGUGCGAAUUGGAACGCCGCGUCGAUCGUAUGUGUUUUCGAUGUAUCGUGCAAAUGGCGGCUCUCGCGAUGGUUUCUGAAUCAUUUUUCGGAUAUUAGACAUACGAAUUAUAUGCAAUUUGCGAUAAUUAGUGGAAUAGAUACGUACUAUUGGUGUUGAAAUUUUAAAAAAUUUAUUGUAAACAUGGUGAAGCUGCUAAAGAAGUUUUUUGCCGGUGACAAAGUUUUUGCGAAAGUUCGUGGUUACCCGCCAUGGCCAGCUAAAGUUGAAAAGGUUACGGACCCUAACUCCAAAAAUGCUAAAUAUAGCGUUUACUUUUAUGGUACAGGUGAAACUGCCGUAUGUAAAGUUGAAGAGCUAUUUACCUAUACCGAAAAUAAAGCAAAGUUUGGUAAUAAAGCAUUACGAAGAAAAUUUUUUCAUGAAGGUUUACAACAACUUGAACAAGAAUUGAAAAAUGAAAGAAGUAAAGCUACUGCAGAUUUAGAUGAUUUACAAGGUUAUUCUGAUGUUAUAGAAUCAGAUAUGGCAGAAGAAGCUGGUACAAAAAGUAGCGAUGUAGCUUCGGAAUUACCCACAGCUAGCGCAAUGGAUAGUGACAUGGAGUCUGGAUCUUUAAUAAUCGAUGAAGGAGAUAAAAAGAAAUCUUUAAAGAGAAAACCUUUUUCUACAACAUCUAAUAAUCCAGAAACGCCUGAAUUAAAAAAGAAACGCGGGAAGGCAAAGGCUUUAUCGACAUCAACAAGUGACACUUCAAAACAAGAAUCAUCUCUUGAUUCUCAAGGGGAGGAAUCGCCUAAAGAAAUCGUUAGCCGCAGUGGACGAAAAAUAAAACCAAAACGUUUUGCAGAUUUCUCAAGUUCUGAAGAAACGGAAGGUGCUGAUAAAAGUGAACAUUCUGCCAGAGGACGCGGCAAAAUUAAAAACGAUGAUUCUAUGGAGCAUAUAUCUUCUGCUGGAAGUUAUAAGAAGAGAACUGUGACCACGGAAAAGAAAAAUAGUAUUGGCGAAACAUCGUUGAUGGAAGGCACUACGGUUUCCAAUCCUACGUCUACCGAAAUACCAGGUCGAUUUCUUCUUGCGCGAACGUUCGCUGGUGAAUACGUGGGCAUUAAAUUAGACGUAGACAGACCAAAAUCGUUUGUUAGCGAAAGCGCUAGAACGCAAUGGGAUUGGACUACAGCUCGAAACGCAAUGAAGCUAAAAGCUCAAUUAGAAAGCGGUGAAAUUUUACCAGAGCAAGUCAAAGAAUCAUUACAUUGUAAUAUAUAUGUGCCAGAAGAUGAAAAACGUCUGUUGGAAAAAGAUGGUAAUAUUCAUCCGCAAACUUACAAAUUAAGAUGGCUUCGUAUGGAAGCACUGUUGUUACAAUUGGAUGCUCAAAUAAAAUCUAAUCUUGGUUUGGAACGGGCUAAUGCUGACAAAUGUUUAGAAGCGAUGGAUGAAGUAUUGUCUCUUUCUCUUGAUCCGUUAAUGUUAAAAAAGCAUCCACAUAUUGUUGAAACUGUGAAAAGGUUAAGGCGAUAUGUUGGUAACUUAACUGUCUGGAAAUUGAGCAAAGAAGACGAGGCUAUUUUCAAACAAAAGGCAGAACAAAUAAGACAGAAAGCAGAGCACAUAUACAACAAAUUUAAGGCCAUGUUCACUAUACCAGAGGGACAGUCGUUUUGGCGAUCAUUUUCUGCUCAAGUGAGCCAUUUCAAAGAAUUAACGAAAGAUAUGUCCCUAGAAAAAGUUUUCUCCUUGCUGUCUGAUCCUACUUGUCCAGAUGCUGGUAUAUCGGAGGAUACACCUGCGGAUGAUAGUGGCAGUCAAGCAGAUACAGACGUUACAGUGAAAGUAGAAUCGGAACAAGUACCUAUCAGAUUUGAAAGCCCUAAAGAAACAGAAACCAAGUAAUAUACAUACAUUUCGUAUGAUAUAAAAGGUGAACGUAGUUCACUUUGUUUUCUGCAGUACUAUACUAUACAAGACAGCAGAGUGUUUGAUUAAGGGAGUAACCUUUGCAUGUUUGAAAAUAAUCUAUGUGGAUAAAUUUUCCUACUGCAAUAAUUCUAUGGGUUUGCAUGAAAUUUCUAAUGAAUUCCCUUUGGUGUUAUUAUAAAACUACCAGAACGUGCACGUGUCAGAAUAUUUACAAUUGCAGGUCGGUGAUGUAAAUGACACUCAUGCUGCCAAAAAUAUUUAAUCGACACAAAUUAUAUAAAUUAGAAAAAUGAAUCACCUUUCUAUAAUAUGUAAAGGUUUCUUAGCCUUUGUGAAUGUAAUUUAUCUUCACAUCGUGUUUUGAUCGUACCAAAGUAGAAUUUUCACAGUAAUCAUUCAUAGUAAGACGGCGAUCAUCUUUACUUCAUAACUACGUUUCUUUCAGAUUAUCGAUGUAAAUACAGGAAUACAUAAUUCAUGUUACACAUUUACACUGUACUGACAGGCAAUGAAUGAUGCAAAAGUAAAAUAAUUGUACAAUGCGUUUAAUGCGUUCCAUUGGAAUGCCAUCAAUGUAUCGACUUAUUGCGAGAAACGAUUUUUAUCCUUUUGAAAUUCAUGUUUCUAUUGCACUUUAAAGGCAAAUUUACGUUGUCCGAGCAAUAAGAAAAUUCUAUGUUUUUUUCAGUAUAACGCUGAUGAUACUUCGAAACAUUUCUCGAUAUAUUUUAAAGUCUGUUACUUUAGGUAUUCUUACAAGUAGUUAUAGAUAAAUGUUGGAUUAUUAGUUGUAGAAGGUAUGACUAUACGUAGCAAUAAAUUUAUGAUCGAUAUAAAAACAACACGAACAACAACGUACGAGUUAUGGGUAAAUAUUUUGAGUUUACUAUAUUGUUCUUAUAACGCAGGUACUUCAUUCGAGUGAAAUUAAAUCGUUAUCGAUUUACAAUAUAAUUAUAUAUGUAGAGAUACAUAGAAAAAUGUUUCUCACUAAACCUCUUAAAUUUGUUAUUAAUAAUUGCAAUUGAUUUCAAAAAUGUUAAAAGUCGACAGACGUCUUGUGAUUUAUAUCGUUCGUUUUAUAAUACGAGAAUAAUGGUAAGCUCCUAAAGUUGAUUACAUUAUAAUUAAAUGUGUUUAAUAAUAAUAAUAAUAAUAAUAAUAAUAAUAAUAAUAAUAAUAAUAUUAAUAUUAAUAAUAAUAAUAAUAAUAAUAACAAUAAUAAUAGUAUACAUGUAAUGAGAGGUAAAAUUGAUUUAGUUCGGAAUAAUUGUGAAGAUACUCUUAAGCAUCUACAAAAAAAUAAAAAAAAAAGAAGUAGUAUUUCUUUUGAAAAAUAUAAGUUACCGACAAAAAAUUUGUCUUGCUUCAAUUUUUGUACAAAUAGAAAUUAUUCAAAUAUAACAUAUCAAAAAUAUAAUUAAGUUUGAUUUUAUGAAUAUUGAUUUUGUUUUAUUUUUUAAAAAGAAAAAGAUAAGUAAGCGAUUGGAAAGAUACGAACGAUAAAUUGUUACGAUCGACAUAAAGGUGCGAAAAAGUAAAUUCUUGUUUCCCGAAUGAGUAUAUUUUUUAUAAAUUACUUUUAAUAAAGAGGGUUUGUGUGUCGAACGUUCGAGAAAUGUUCGUAUACGACCAGACGGUAUCUUACGCUAAGAUUAUGUACACAGUUUUUUAAACUUUAAAUAUUAAAAAUUUAAUAUAACACUUGCCGACGAAAUCAUCGACGAAAAUCGCCGGGCUGUAAACGGUGGUCUUUGAAGUGCAUUGAAAACAUUAUUCAUUUGUACUAUCCUUGCAAUGUACUUUUACAAUAAUUUAUAUCGAUUCGUUUAAACUGAUCGAUCUUUUAGUUUUCAUACGGUAGAAUCGCACCGAGUUUGUUUUCAAACAUCGAAGAUAAAAACUUCGCGUGUUUAUUGUAAAAUUAUCUCGUUACGAUAAAAGAAAAUGUUUAUUUCAAAUGUAUUUCAAAUAUUUCAAAUAAAAAAUGUUACAAGGUA
Molecule: messenger RNA, 3938 nt
Organism: Vespula vulgaris
Lineage: Eukaryota; Metazoa; Arthropoda; Insecta; Hymenoptera; Vespidae
Gene: Jasper
Product: hepatoma-derived growth factor-related protein 2
Exons: 12
Coding region: 196-1911 (571 amino acids)
Biological process (GO): regulation of transcription by RNA polymerase II
Cellular component (GO): nucleus
Molecular function (GO): double-stranded DNA binding; transcription coregulator activity
Source: RefSeq, a predicted model, not a curated record